Styela clava is the source of this 2531-nucleotide messenger RNA. RefSeq lists its product as uncharacterized. Gene Ontology annotation, biological process: protein autophosphorylation. Gene Ontology annotation, molecular function: ATP binding; protein serine/threonine kinase activity. The record is from RefSeq and is a predicted model, not a curated record. Lineage: Eukaryota; Metazoa; Chordata; Ascidiacea; Stolidobranchia; Styelidae. Gene Ontology annotation, cellular component: cytoplasm.
AGAUUAUUAUAAAGAAUGUAUUGUGCCGUUACACCUGCUGUAGGAUUGGUAUCAAUUAAUGAUAUUGCCAACAACCACCCGAAUUUGGCCGGGAUGUUGCGGACUCACACUACUCCAUACUACGUAGGACAACCUUGCCCCCGUGUAACCGCAGAAGACUCUUACCACAGUGCCAUGCGGAUGACUUAUGGACAUUAUAACACUCACCUUUCAUAUCAAGUCAUGGCCUCGACUGCCAAUGACCCAAGAUAUUUGGAUUCAAACCCUGUUAACGCCUAUUACAGCCUUUUGGAGUCAGGAGACUCUCAAACAAACCCAAAUGUUGCAAACGAAGGAAUACCGUUGACUAAAUUUAUCGAGGAAGGACUAAGAAGUAGGACAAACUUGGCAUUUUCGUUUUGCGAUCAAUACAGAGAAGUGACAAAGAUAUCAGCAGAUGGGGCAGUGUCUCCGACUUCUAUAUCGCCAAUUAUGUUGUCCAACGAAAGCUCUGGAUAUGCUUCGUCUUCGGGAAGAUCUUUCGAGUCGCCCAGUGAUUCACAUACAUCCGAUUCCCAAUUUUCUUCGUCUUAUAACUGUAAUCAGAGAACGAAAAAGAGAAGCCGGUAUGUUGAACAUUCUAAUCAAAGAAACGAAUCGGGUGAUGUUUUGGACAAGGACGCUGUGCGGCCUAGAACCAGGCCUGCUAAACCGACAAGGAAAUCAUUUAUCAAGGUUCAUGAAAGGGUAAACCAUUCCAACAGAGACGAAUCCAAAACUCCAGAAUGUGGUUUGAUAUGUCAGAGAAAAGCCUCAUCGAAAAGCAUUGAAAUGUUAAAAACGCAAAUGCGGAAUAAACCAAGAAAUAAUGAAAUGGAAGUUGAUGAACCAUUCGACAAAUAUCCGGAGCCACAACAACAUGAUUCCUUGUGCAUCCAAUCCGGACGAACAGAAAACAAAACGACUUUGCCAAUCAAAGAACGGAUAAAGAGGUUUGAGAAAUUGCGGGAUACCUGCGGGGGUUAUCCCAACAGAAAAUCGAAUAACAUCACAUUGGACGAACCCAAAGUUGAACAAAGGAUAUACACAAACGCGAAUGCUCAUCAAAAGAAAAACAAAAAUGCCACAUACACCAAAUCUACAAUAGAAACGAAAUUAGAGAAGGCCAAGAAAGAAUUGAAACAAUCGUCGAGGAAAAUGUUUCUCGGAAUGUAUGAAGUUCAGUCUGUACUUGGUGUAGGUGGAGGGGGAACUGUGUAUGCAGGCGUGAGAAUAGCUGAUUCUAAGCCUAUUGCAAUCAAGAGAAUCAUGAGAGAAAAAAUCAAGAGAUGGGAAAAAAUUCAAGGUCGAAAAGUUCCACAAGAAAUUGUCCUUAUGCUAAAGGUGAACGGUCACAAGAACGUAAUUCGUCUUCUUGAUUGGUACGAAUGUCUCGACUCCUUCAUUUUAAUUUUGGAGAGACCACACAACUGCGUUGACUUAUUUGAUUAUAUCAGAGAAGUGGGGACAAUCACGGAAGACGAAGCAUCGUUCAUAUUCAGACAGGUCGUGGAAGCAGUGAAACAUAUUCAUUCUCGUGGCGUUUUACAUCGUGAUAUCAAAGAUGAAAAUGUAGUUAUAAAUCGAGAAACAAAGAAGCCAAGAAUCAUUGAUUUUGGAUGUGGUACCAACCUUCACGACGGUGCCUAUACUGACUUCUCUGGGACGCCUGAGUUUUACCCACCCGAAUGGUUUUCAAAGCGUGUUUACCAAGGACGCUCCGCUGCUGCAUGGUCACUCGGCGUUUUACUAUAUGAUAUGUUAUGCGGAGAAAUACCCUUCAAAACUAAAGGAAAAAUUAUGGCAAAUAUUCUCACAUUUAAGGCUCCAGUUUCGCAAAAGGCAAAGCACCUUAUUAUGUGGUUACUCUGUAGCGAACCAGAUGCCAGACCUGAUUUGAAUGAAGUAUUGAAGCAUCCUUGGUUGCAAAAUACCAAGCAGUGAAAGAAUGGGAAUCAUUCAGAAAGUUGCCACUGAAUCUUGCUAAAAGAUAUCAUGGCGAAAAGAAGCAGGCUUGAAGAAAGCAUACAGAGAAUCCAGCGUGGAGAAAUGAAAGGAUUCCGCGUGGAUGGGUACAGAAUGUUGCAGUGGAUGCGAAGACACAAAUUAAUGUAAGGAGUCGGAAAGAUAUAAAUAUUAUUGCCUGAUUUCAUUUCCGAUACUUUCCUGCAAAGGAAAUGUCUAAAAUAUUAUAUGUUUUAUUCUAACUACCGUACUUAUGAUUUUUUUUUAUAUUUUCCUCAAGUUUCGUUUGCAUGGAAUUUAUUAUUGUUGAAUUAUUUAAGUUCGAUUGUUCUUAGUUAUAAAUUAAAUUAUUUACGUAUAAACCACCUAUCUACGUGGAUGACACAAUAGUGCAUUAUACCGAAGUACAAAUUCGGAUUUAUGUGACUUAAUUACUGCAUUAAAAACGCCCAUUUCUUUGAGCUGACCAUUUACACGUCACAUGUACGUGAUGGGUAAUUAAUCAUUAAAAUGGCUUCCGUGUCAAUAAAAAAAUAACUUCAUCGUUU